AUGUUUCCGGAUGAAGUGAAGGUGCUGAUGAAGAAUCGGGAGCUGCCUCGAGAGGAGUGGCACCAGGUGGAAAAAACGAGUGUCAUCUACCAAUUGUCGCCUUUUCUCGACCACGCUGGGGUGCUUCGAAUGGAAGGCCGAGCCGAGGCUGCGGAAGAGUUGCCUUUUGACCUGCGUUUUCCCGUGAUCCUACCGAAGAAACAUCCGAUUACCAUCAAGCUUGUAGAACAUUAUCAUCGCAAGCUCCGGCAUGGCAACAACGAAACGGUCGUCAAUGAAAUGCGGCAACGGUUUUUCAUCGGGAAUCUACGAGCCGUCGUACGGAUGGUCGCGAACGACUGCCAGCUGUGUAAGAUCCGUAAGAGUCGACCUGCUGUACCCCGUAUGGCACCGCUACCGAUUCAGCGUUUGCAGCCGUACCUGCGGCCGUUCAGUUUCGUCGGCGUGGAUUACUGUGGCCCAAUCACUGUAACUGUUGGGAGACGCAGCGAGAAGCGGUGGAUUGCCGUGUUUACCUGUUUCAACACCAGAGCGGUUCACCUAGAAGUAGCCCACAGUCUCAACAAGCAGUCCUGUCUCAUGGCACUGAGGAGGUUCAUGUGCAAGUACGGCGUGCCCAGAGAAAUAUUCUCCGACAACGGAACAAAUUUCCACGGCGCGAACAACGAGGGAGUCCUGAUCCGUGCCAUUAACAACAACUGUGCGGACGUGGUGACAGAUGCUCGACUCAAGUGGAAUUUCAACCCUCCGUCCGCCCCACACAUGGGGGGAGUUUGGGAACGCAUGGUCCGGUCCGUUAAAGAGUGUCUGAAGGUGCUGGAUGACGGUAGAAAUUUGACGGACGAAGUACUGUUGACGGUGCUAGCAGAAGCUGCAGAAAUCAUUAACUCGAGACCUUUAACGUAUCAACCGCAAGAUGCUUCGUCUCCGGAGGCGCUCACGCCGAAUCACUUUUUGCGCGUAGGCCCUGCAAAUGAAGAAUUGGUUCUUGAAGCGGCGAACGUAGGUCAAGCGCUGACGGACAGCUACCAGCGGUCCCAGAUGUUGGCUCAAAAGAUGUGGAAGCGCUGGAUAUCCGAGUACGUGCCGUCGCUCAACCGCCGACCCAAGUGGCACGAGGAACGGGAACCGGUGAAGGCGGGUGACUUGGUGUUCAUCGCGGAUGAAGAGCAGCGGAAGACGUGGAUCCGCGGGAUCGUGGAUGAGGUGAUUAAGGCGAAGGAUGGGCGAGUUCGACAAGCUGUUGUUCGUGCUCAAGGAAAGUUGUACAAGCGGCCGGUGGCGAAACUGGCGGUCAUCGAGGUUGGAGCUAAUGGACGGAGUGAACCUCAUUCCGAGAAACCUCGGGACUAA
Molecule: messenger RNA, 1353 nt
Organism: Culex quinquefasciatus (southern house mosquito)
Lineage: Eukaryota; Metazoa; Arthropoda; Insecta; Diptera; Culicidae
Exons: 1
Coding region: 1-1353 (450 amino acids)
Biological process (GO): DNA integration
Molecular function (GO): nucleic acid binding
Source: RefSeq, a predicted model, not a curated record